AUGCAACCCCUCGUGCUUCAUCCCGCCAGCGUUGCUUCCGCCCAUUUCGGACAUUCAAGGUACCAGUCGGGCCCCGAGCGGCUAUCGCUGGAGCAAUCCUGGUCAUUCAAUGCUCGGGGAUACAGUCCCCGGGCCUCUCUUCCCCGUCAACUGAUGUCGGGCUCGCCACCGGCUGCAGAGCCUUCCAUUCAUCUGGCCGAGCCCUAUCAUCUCCCACGUUCCUCGCGGCCAGAGACCUCGUCCACCGGCCUCAUCGAGACGGUGGAAAGCCGGACGAGGUCUCUGGGCUCCUCCAUCUCCACCUCGACGGCCACGGCCACAGCCACGCAGACCUCGACACCAUCGCUGCCGGUGCCAUUGGGGUCCACCGGUCCGCCCUUUCUGACCAGCGACUUCCCUUCGCCGUUUGGGCAAGGGCAUGGAGCAUCCUCGUCGACCGCAUUUCACGCCAAUGCCUUGCAGGCCGUGUCGACUGGGCCGCUGUAUGCUAUCGGGGCCCUUGGAUCCCCCAUCCCAGGCUCAGCAAGCAGUCCUCUCGUGCAGAAGCCCACGAGGCGCGCAAAGGCCCACGUAGCCUCCGCCUGCGUCAACUGCAAGAAGAAGCAUCUCGGGUGCGAUGCGGCCCGUCCAUGUCGGCGAUGUGUCGUUGCCGGUAAGGCUUCCUCAUGCGUAGAUGUGACGCACAAGAAACGAGGACGGCCGCCACUCAAAGCUGAAGAUUCAUCGCUGCGCGCAGCGCCCAACACCCAAGUAGAAAGCCUGGCCCGACAACGACCCGAGCCAGCAUCAAUCACUCCGCCACGAUCCGUGGGCCAUCGAACCAGCUCGUCUCGAGAGAUCCGGCCGAUGACGGAUCUCCAUGGCACCAGUCAGCGAGACAGACCCGCCAUGACUCCAUCGACCACUGCACCGCGAAGUCAACCUCAUCGUUGGUCCGCAUCGGUCUUUCCGUUGACUCGACCAUCCGACCCGUCUGCGUCGACCGCCAGCCCAAUGGAGCAAAGACCAGCCUCUUCUUCUUCUUCCUCUGGCCCCAUCGCGUACAUGACACCGACACAUCCCCCUUCGACCUUUGGCCCGCUGAUGAACCCAUUUAACCCGAUGUCCCAGCCCGGUAGCAGCGUGCCCGGGCCGGAGCACAGCUUUCCCAUGUACUCAAAUUCAGUUUUUCCCCUCCCAGCUUCUCCUCUCAAGCAUCGUCCGGCAGAAGGGCGGUAUAUGCCUCUGACCGAUCCUCGCGGCGAUCGUCUACAACAACCGACCCAACGAGAACCGCCGAUGGACAGUCGCGUGUUGCCUGGUAUUCGAGACCGUUAUCAGGAAUCACCCGUCCGACUACCGCCCAUCCGUCCCACCACCACCAGCCCCGGGUCGCCUGCGUAUCCUCAUCAUACUCAUCGUUUGAGUGAUCCUUAUCCGGCAAGCUGGAGCUCAAUGGCAACCGGGGAAUCCUUUCAGGAAAGCAGAUCCCCCGCACAACUUCAACGACCCAUGUCCUCUGCAUUCUCACACUCGCCCGUUCAUCGGCGUUCCACUUCCAUGACUGGUCCCUUGGACCCGACUCCUCGACACACGGGGCCGAUCGAGCUCCCGUCACCACUGGGCUUCAGCAGAUCCUAUUCUCCCGUAUUCCGACUCAGUGAAAACCGGCCCACCGAAGACCGCGAGGAAGAGCAGAAGCCUAUCAAGCGGCGUCGAAUGGCUCUUGAUGAUAUGGUGAACGACUAA
Messenger RNA from Penicillium oxalicum, 1728 nucleotides. RefSeq lists its product as uncharacterized. The transcript is spliced from 2 exons. Bases 1 to 1728 code for a protein of 575 amino acids. The record is from RefSeq and is a predicted model, not a curated record. Gene Ontology annotation, molecular function: DNA-binding transcription factor activity, RNA polymerase II-specific; zinc ion binding. NCBI's taxonomy places the organism in Eukaryota, Fungi, Ascomycota, Eurotiomycetes, Eurotiales, Aspergillaceae. Gene Ontology annotation, biological process: regulation of DNA-templated transcription.